This is a messenger RNA of Lindgomyces ingoldianus, 726 nucleotides long. Its product is annotated as PTH2-domain-containing protein. Gene Ontology annotation, molecular function: peptidyl-tRNA hydrolase activity. Gene Ontology annotation, cellular component: mitochondrion; cytosol. The coding region runs from base 102 to 686 and encodes 194 amino acids. The record is from RefSeq and is a predicted model, not a curated record. NCBI's taxonomy places the organism in Eukaryota, Fungi, Ascomycota, Dothideomycetes, Pleosporales, Lindgomycetaceae. The transcript is spliced from 2 exons.
GUACAAUCAUCUGCACACAUACCUUGAAGUUUUCCCGUUCAUUUAGAAAUUGCCCCACCGAUCGCCACCUACCGAGGAACGAGGCUGACUGAGAAGUCGCCAUGCAGGACCACCAUUCCCCGCCAACGACUGCGGCGAUUGCCCUUGCCUGCGCUUUGAUUGCAGGCGUGACUGGAUACUUCCUUGGACAAGCGAAGUCAAUCGGUUUCUUCGGAGGCAGUGCAAUCUCCCCGCCAUCUACAAGUAACGGGAAGCAGGCCGAGGACUCAGAAGAAUCUAGUGACGAGGAUGAUGAGGCGGCGCUCAGUGACUUUGCAGGGUCCACCGAGGAGUGCAAGCUUGUCCUUGUUGUCCGAACAGACUUGGGCAUGACGAAAGGCAAAAUCGGAGCACAAUGUGGCCAUGCGACCCUCGCUUGUUACAAGUCUUUCCUCCGUACUUCGCCCAACUCCCCAAUUCUCAAGCGUUGGGAACGAUCCGGACAGAUGAAGGUGGCUCUACAAGUGAAGAGUGAGGAGGAGCUGGAGAUGUUGCAGGCGCAGGCGUUGAGCUUAGGAUUGUGUGCAUGUAUCAUUCAUGAUGCAGGCCGAACACAGAUUGCCAGUGGGAGUGCAACUGUGCUGGGAAUUGGACCGGCGCCGAAAAGCAUUGUAGAUCAAGUUACAGGGACACUGAAGCUUCUGUGAGAGAGCUAGCAAUGACGACAGAAAGAAAAGCACAGAGCUG